Molecule: messenger RNA, 945 nt
Organism: Parathielavia appendiculata
Lineage: Eukaryota; Fungi; Ascomycota; Sordariomycetes; Sordariales; Chaetomiaceae
Exons: 1
Coding region: 78-875 (265 amino acids)
Source: RefSeq, a predicted model, not a curated record
AGGAUGCCUAAUGCUCCCCAUUUCUCACAAACUCCCACUUCUACAAGCACAAUCUUCCCUUUCCAUACACAUCAACCAUGGAAGAAGCGGUAUGCUUCAAGUGUAACUACGCCUUCAUCUCAUACAGGGCCCUUGAGGUCCACUUGAUGAGCUGCGAUGCCCCCUUUGAGCCGCUCAGAUCUUCCCCUUGGGCUUUCAUUCCUCCGCCAGCCUCAUACGCUUCAGCAAAGGGGCCACGGUCUCGCCAUCCAGGCUCCCAGAAGCGCUGGUACCAGUCCCAGAUAACUCGGAGGUCCUCCUUGGGUGAACAGCCAGCCACGGCCGCCCGGCCCGAAACCACAACCCCUUCUCCUCCGACCGCGAGUCGGAAAGAUGCAGCAGGAAGGCGACGAAACCAUCUUGUUACAAGCAACAACACCAAUGGAGCAACAUGCACCAAAUGCGGUAUAUCAUUCCCAGACUCGAGGACUCUGGGCGAGCAUUUCAUCGAGUCUGAGGCUCAUCGCUACGCCGCGGCGGCACCGAGCAGCAUCUGGGAGGGGCCUGCGUACAAAUACAAGGCUAAGUCAACAGCGGGAGGAAACCGACCGCUUCCUUCAAGUCGCACGACGAAGCCUUUUUCCAGCACGCCGAGGAGCGGAGAGACAGGGAAGUCAAGUGUGACGUGUGACUGUGGGAAGACGUUCCAGACCAACUCGGCCAUGACACAGCAUAGAAAGGACUCGAUGAGACACAAAGAGGGAGCAGAUGACGGAAAGGGGGUGGGAAGACAACAUACAGACGCGGGAUUUCCAAGAACGUCAAAUGGUCAGGUCGUGGGUUAUGAUGGGGUCGACGACAUUACUUCCGCCUUGUCUAAGCUUUCCGCCGCCUGAAGAUUGUUGUGAUUUCUUGUGUGUGACGGGUCUUGCUUUAAGUUCGAACUGCAGUCAUUAUUAGCUUGAG